AUGGCUCCUCUUAUUCUUCAUAACGUCCCAGAUGACGAGUGUUACGUUGGCGACGAUGGCAUCAAGCGACCUUAUGCCAUGUACUUCAAUCCACAAGAUGCUCCUCAAGCUGCCCGAUCACGUCGCAGCGCCGCCGAGUCUGGCUCGUUCGGUAAAUCAACCCGUCGCUCGCGAUCGCGUACCGGAACACCAGCUCGUAGUCGCGAAAACCCUACACUAGCUGCUGCGGAUAAGCUCUUCGGUGACUGGGUAUCGAACCAAGCGGCUGCGGCCCCUGCUCAGACUGUCCAGCGUAAGAGCAGCGGUAUGAUGCAGGAGGAGGUUGCUACCCAACGACCUGUGACUUCUACACCUGUCGAGCUUAUCCUUCGCGGCUACCGAUCGUACACCCAGCAGUAUGCUGCCAUCUCCCAUUACGAAUCCCUCGCUGGCGCGAUCUUGGAGGACUAUCCUCGCGAACCCCCUGCCAGUCAACGUCGAUACAAGUCCGAAUUACGCGAUCCUGCGUUCACGCGACGCCGUAACCUCACAGCCGAUGAGCGAGCCAUGGUGAACCGUGCGGACGGUGGAGAUCAUUGGGUCAAGGUCACAUUCGAGAGCAGAGAAGCUGCUGAAGCUGCAACUUUUGCCAGCCCUCAAAGAAUCCUGGGACAUCUUGUCUACGCUGAGCCAUACCGAGGAGUUCCUCCUGCCAAGGAUGAGGCUUGCCCUGAUAUUGAUGCUGCUGUCCCCGAGCACAACCGAUCACAGAGCAUGCCGGCCGCCGUCCCCAUCACAAAUGCUCGAAAGAACCCAUUUAGUGGUCCUACAUCGUUCAACAGCCGUCUCCUCGACCUUUCACCACCUCAUUCGCAAACAUCUAGCCUUACCAUGGAUACUGGAACCAUCAGCAACUCGCACGCUUCUACCGCUACAAUUAUCGAACCGAUCCCUCUCCCUCAAGCCACCACGUCAAGCAUCGAGCCUAUGGAGAUUCGUGAUGAAGACAGUGUAUUCUGUCGUCGAAUUCCUACUGCCCGCCGUGCUACCAUUCUUCCCGCUGAACAAGCUCUUCUACCUCAGCAGACCAUGAUGCAGCGGGUGAUCAAUGCCAUUCCUUUCGUUAAGUGGUUUGGCGGUAGCAUGAUUGGUAAUGAGGUCCCCCGAACCGAGACUGGCGAGUUUGACUGGAGCAAGGCAAGCCUAUACUGGAAGCUCAUCUGGUGGCUGGAUGCUACUAUUGGACUGUUUGGGGGUGAUGUGCUCAACGCCGACAAGGACGACUAG
Molecule: messenger RNA, 1266 nt
Organism: Fusarium coffeatum
Lineage: Eukaryota; Fungi; Ascomycota; Sordariomycetes; Hypocreales; Nectriaceae
Exons: 2
Coding region: 1-1266 (421 amino acids)
Source: RefSeq, a predicted model, not a curated record